AUGGAAGUGACAGAAGUUGAGGGUAAAAAGAAUGUCCAAGAUACUGCUAGUGCAGAUGAUAAGAGGGAUAUGUUCAUGCAGAUAAUACAAAUAACUUUUACGUCUCACGAGGCUGCGUAUGAUUUCUACAACAGCUAUGCUAGAGAUAAUGGUUUCAGCAUUAGAAAGAAUAGGGUCAGGUAUAGCAAAACCGAGUCACGUCAUAUGCGUUAUAGGCGGUUUGUUUGUUCCAGACAAGGAAAACGUGACAGCAGGUUGCUAACCGAGGAAGGACACAGCCGUAGGCUCAGACCCGAGACACGCUGCCACUGCGAAGCGCACCUGACCGUGAAGCUUGACCAAAAGCGUGGGGUUUGGUAUGUUGAUAGUUUUGAGGACAAGCAUAUCCAUAUCUUGGCAGGACCGGAUGAGGUACCUUUUCUUUGGUCCCACAGAAAAAUCAAAGAGUACCAGAAGCAUGAGAUAAUGUCCAUGGGAGCUGCAGGGAUUAGAAUUCACGACAUGAUGGAUUGCUUCAUCAGCAAACAUGUAUGGUACGGCGGUGUUGGUUUUACCAGGCGUGAAAUAUACAACCUUUGCGCCAGGGAGAAGAGGAAGCUGCUUUCAAAAGGUGAUGCUGCCACAGUCAUAGGCAUCAUGGUCAGUAGGAAACAGAGGGAUCCUAGCUUCUUUUUUGAGUACAAGCUAGACAAGGAAGGACAUAUGAAUAGGAUGUUCUGGUGUGACUCCCAGUCUCGUCAUGACUAUGAGGACUUCGGCGACGUGCUUGUAUUUGACAGCACGUACAAGAUGAAUAGGUAUGGUAUGCCAUUCAUACCCUUUGUUGGUCUUAACAAUCACCGGAAGACCACUGUUUUUGCUUGUGCCAUAGUUUCGGACGAGACCGAAGAGACAUAUGUGUGGCUGCUGGAGACUUUUUUGAGGUCCAUGUGUCAAAAGAUGCCUAUGAGUGUUAUCACGGAUGCCGACGCUGCGAUGAUCAAGGCAAUUCGCCAAGUCUUCCGAGACGUGUGGCACCGUAUAUGUACGUGGCAUAUAGAAAAAAAUAUGAAGAUUCACCUCAGUCACAAGUCCUUGAAGGAGUUCCGAACUCUUCUGUACUACAGCACGUCCACGGCCACGUUUGAGGAGAGAUGGCACGCAUUUUCCAAAAGAUGGCAGUCAGAAAAAACAGUAACAUGGUUGAGACGGAUGUAUAAGAAGAGGAGACUGUGGGCCGCGGCUUAUCUGACAGAGGGUUUUUGGCUUGGCAUGAAAAGCAACCAGAGGAGUGAAAGUCUAAACUCAUGCCUUCACCUCCACCUAGACGGUGAAAUGACCCUGGUGGAUAUGAUUUUGCACUAUGAGAACGCCGUUGUACGUAUCCGUGAGAAUGAGGCACGAGAUGAUUGCACGGCCUCACAGAGUUUACCGGUGCCAGUUACUAGCUCGAGGGAACUUGAGAUAGCUGCUUCUCACGUCUUCACUCCAGCAAACUUCUAUAUGUUGCAAGCUGAUCUUAGGAAAAUUGGUGGCAUGGAGAUUGUAGAAAUAAAGCUUGGAGACGGAUCACAGCAGUACAUCGUGGCCUGGAAGAAUAACCGGAAGAGCCUUUUUGGGUGGAAUGAUGGUGAAGGCAACAUACUUGAAGUUCAUGAUCCUAUUAAAGUAUCAACGAAAGGUGCAACUAAGGAAGAAGUGAAAUGUAACUAUGUGGAAUGGGUAGACCCGGAGUGGUCAGUGGCUACGAAGUUCUGCUUGAGAGAACUGUGGAGCAUGUAUGACGAGAAGCUGAGACAGAAUAUUAAGAAUGCUGAAGAAAAAUGCAUGUUAAUUGGAGAAAAGAGGAGGACGGAGGAAGAGCUGAGAUUUUUCAAAAUGGACUUUGCUAAACUGGUGGCUGAUAAGGAGGAUGCUCUCACGCAGUUGGGCAAUGCAACAUUGUCACUUAGCAAUCUCAAAGAGGAGCUGGAGAAGAAUAAGAUGGCAGAUCAUGGUUGUGCCAAUCUACAUCAGGUCCUGAGGGUAAAGGCUGAGAAAGACCGGGACCGGGUGGUGCUAGAGAGAGACCAAGUGAUGAGAGAGAGGGACCAGCUGAAGCAAGAGAAGAAAAAACUUGAGUAUAUUAUUGCAGAGAUUUUCUCAAACAGAAACAUGGGUACGUUGAGAAGAUCAAGAAGCUGA
Molecule: messenger RNA, 2163 nt
Organism: Aegilops tauschii subsp. strangulata
Lineage: Eukaryota; Viridiplantae; Streptophyta; Magnoliopsida; Poales; Poaceae
Source: RefSeq, a predicted model, not a curated record